Messenger RNA from Umbelopsis ramanniana AG, 438 nucleotides. RefSeq lists its product as uncharacterized. Gene Ontology annotation, cellular component: proton-transporting V-type ATPase, V1 domain; fungal-type vacuole membrane. NCBI's taxonomy places the organism in Eukaryota, Fungi, Mucoromycota, Umbelopsidomycetes, Umbelopsidales, Umbelopsidaceae. Gene Ontology annotation, biological process: proton transmembrane transport. The transcript is spliced from 5 exons. Gene Ontology annotation, molecular function: proton-transporting ATPase activity, rotational mechanism. The coding region runs from base 38 to 403 and encodes 121 amino acids. The record is from RefSeq and is a predicted model, not a curated record.
CAAGCAAGGCGCUCUUUCAUAUUCACCACAAACAGACAUGUCAGGAGGCACGUCGUUGCAAAAAGAUCGUAACCUAAUUGCUGUCAUAGGUGACGAGGAUUCAGUCACCGGAUUGCUUCUUGCCGGAAUUGGCCACACCAAUCAGCAACAAAAGAAGAACUUCCUUGUCGUAGAUGCUAAAACCGCCCUUUCGACCAUCGAAACAGCAUUCCAAGAAUUCACAAGUCGAAAAGACAUUGCUAUUAUUUUGAUAAACCAGCACGUCGCAGAAGAUAUCCGCGAGCUGAUUGAUGGACACAAUCAAGCCUUCCCCACCGUUCUAGAAAUACCAUCCAAAGAUCACCCAUAUGAUCCUGAGAAGGAUAGCGUGCUGAAGCGAGUGCGAAGAUUGUUUGGCGAAUAAUCGCUUGACUGUAGAAUUACAAUAAAAAUCGUUGU